UGAAACUGUCAGAAACGUAUAGAAGUCAAAUUUAAAAAGUAGGUAGGUAAUCAAAAAUAUUAACUGUUUUGUUUUCUUUUAAUUGCUAAUUAAAGUUUGAGAAAGUAGUCCCAAAAUGAGUCUUUGGGUGGACAAACAUCGACCAAAAGAUUUAAUGAAGUUGGAUUAUCAUAAAGACCAAGCAGUAAGAUUGAAAAGUCUCGUACAGCAAAGUGAUUUCCCGCAUCUUCUUGUUUACGGCCCUUCAGGAGCCGGCAAAAAAACCAGAAUCAUGUGCUUAUUACGUGAAUUAUAUGGCUCAGGAGUUGAACGAUUGAGGCAAGAAACAAUGCAUUUUACAACUCCUUCGAAUAAAAAAAUCGAAAUCAUGACUGUAAGUAGUAAUUAUCACAUAGAGGUUAACCCUACUGAUGUUGGGAUUUAUGACAGAGUUGUUAUUAUGGAUCUCGUAAAAAAUGUUGCACAAACACACCAAAUAGACUCUUCUGGACAACGUGAAUUUAAGGUAGUUAUUUUAAAUGAAGUUGAUGAUUUGACUAAAGAUGCUCAACAUGCCUUGCGUCGUACAAUGGAGAAAUAUGUAGCGACCUGUCGGCUUAUUCUAAUUGCCAAUUCAAUAUCUCGUGUCAUUCCUGCUAUAAGAUCCCGUUGUUUAACAAUAAGAGUCCCUGCACCUACAGAGAGUGAAAUUUCCACAGUACUUCAUACAGUGUGUAAAAAAGAAGGGCUCAAUUUGCCAUCAGAAUUGGCUUUACGAAUUGCUAAAUGUGCAGAUCGUAAUUUACGUCGUGCUUUAUUAAUGUGCGAGGCGUGUAGAGUGCAACAAUAUCCUUUUACACCUAACCAAAAAGUACCGGAACCAGAUUGGCAACAAUUCAUAAGAGAAACUGCAUCAAUGAUUUUAUCAGAACAAUCUCCAAAGAAACUCGGUGAAGUCAGACAAAAGUUGUAUGAGUUAAUAAUACAUGGUGUACCGCCAGAUAUGAUAUUUUCAGGUCUGUUGAAAGAGCUUGUAAGAAAUUGUGAUAUGGCCAUGAAAUGCCAAGUAGCGAGUCAUGCUGCUAUGUUUGAACACAGAAUGCGUUUGGGUAAUAAAGCAAUAUUCCACCUUGAGGCAUUUGUUGCAAAGUUUAUGGCCAUAUAUAAGAAAUUUAUGGAAGAGUCACUGGGUGAUGCAUUCUAGUAUUUUAAAAGGUGAAUAUAAACAAUAUCUGUGAUUAUGUCAGUUGUAAAAUAUUCUGGUUAAAAUUGUAUGUACUGUUUUCAUGAUUGUUUUUAUUUUAAUGACUGUGUAAGAUAAGGAUUUAAUAAAACUCCAUUUCUA
Molecule: messenger RNA, 1324 nt
Organism: Colias croceus (clouded yellow)
Lineage: Eukaryota; Metazoa; Arthropoda; Insecta; Lepidoptera; Pieridae
Gene: RfC38
Product: replication factor C subunit 3
Exons: 1
Coding region: 116-1183 (355 amino acids)
Biological process (GO): DNA repair; DNA-templated DNA replication
Cellular component (GO): DNA replication factor C complex; nucleus
Molecular function (GO): DNA binding; DNA clamp loader activity; ATP hydrolysis activity
Source: RefSeq, a predicted model, not a curated record